AUGAUGGAAAAUACAUAUAUACCAAACAACCCGAGCUACGCUGAGAUGUGGCGGGGGAGCCCGACGAAGAGCCUGCAGUCCGAUGUCUCGCGCUCCCCUAUCGAGGUUACCAUGAACAAUUAUUCCAUGUCUCCCAUUGACUUAGAGCCGCUCUCAAACAUCUUUUCCUUCUCCCCCUGCGGACCAGCAUACAAAGAAUACACCGUGUUCAAGGAAAAAUCCUAUGAUAUAGCCGAUGCCUUGUUGUCGCUGAAGCAUGCUGUAGUGCACCCUCAGUUUAGCGGCCCUCUCUCUCCUUUGUCACCUCCAAUGCCUGCUCCUCAUUUCAGUCCGCCGGGUUCGAAUCCAGCCAUGGGCCCGCAGGGACCGCCGUCCUUCGCUUACGCCAUGGGGCACCAUCAGGCUCAGAUGGUGCAGAAUUCGUACACUUCGGGAAGCGGUCAUUACCAUCACCAUCACCAGAUACCUUCCCAUCAACUCCAGUACACGGACCCCAGUCAGAGUCCUGCGAACCAGAACACACAAGGAUCCAUGUUCCCCUCCAUGAGUGUGAAUGUGUCCAUGAGUAUGAACGUUGGUAUGCCCCCAAACCAGUACCCAAUGCCUAACCAGUGGACAGCGCAAGGCACGCCGGCGCCUUACCCCCACCACAGCGGUCCGGCCAGCCCCCUGCAGCACCAGUACAACGGGUACGGGUCACAGAACCACCCGUACCACGGUUACGGACCGUCCUAUUCCUUCUCCUCGGAAUUCCGCAAUAUCCCCGAGGGUAGGAAUGUCUUCUACAAGAGUUGUGGGGAAGGAUUCAAAGAUAGUACCCGCUUCUCCGGACUUUCGGGUUUCAAGCGGACAAAAAUAUUCCCAUGCCGUCAACCACCUGCAUCGCCUUUGUCGGAAAAUGGAAAAGUAAACUUAUGCCAAAUUUGCGGCAAAACGUACGCUCGACCUAGCACAUUAAAAACUCACAUGAGAACGCAUUCGGGAGAAAAACCGUACAAGUGUAGCACAUGUAACAAGUCAUUCUCACAGGCUGCCAAUCUAACGGCUCACAUUAGAACACACAGUGGUGAGAAACCGUUCCGCUGUCCGAUCUGUGACCGUCGGUUUUCUCAGAGUUCGUCAGUGACCACUCACAUGAGAACGCACUCUGGGGAGAGGCCGUACCGCUGCCGGAUGUGCAAAAAGGCAUUCUCGGACAGUUCCACUCUUACCAAGCAUCUCCGAAUCCACAGCGGUGAAAAACCGUACCAAUGCAAACUUUGUCUCCUUCGAUUUUCACAGUCCGGAAAUCUCAACAGGCAUAUGCGCGUGCACGCCACGAAUAAUGUCUGA
Molecule: messenger RNA, 1332 nt
Organism: Liolophura sinensis
Lineage: Eukaryota; Metazoa; Mollusca; Polyplacophora; Chitonida; Chitonidae
Product: protein glass-like
Exons: 2
Coding region: 1-1332 (443 amino acids)
Biological process (GO): regulation of transcription by RNA polymerase II
Molecular function (GO): DNA-binding transcription factor activity, RNA polymerase II-specific; RNA polymerase II cis-regulatory region sequence-specific DNA binding
Source: RefSeq, a predicted model, not a curated record